UCUCGUAGUAGGGGAGCUAUUUUCCUUUGUAUGGUGUGUGUGUGUGUUGCAGAGACCCCAGAGAAACCCUAGAGGAAUAUGGUGAAGCUAACGGCUGACUUGAUCUGGAAAAGCCCUCACUUUUUCAAUGCCGUCAAGGAGCGUGAAUUGGAUCUCCGAGGUAACAAGAUUUCCGUAAUCGAGAACCUGGGUGCUACUGAGGACCAAUUCGAUACAAUCGAUUUGUCAGAUAACGAGAUAGUUAAGUUAGAGAACUUCCCCUACCUCAAUCGCUUGGGAACUUUGCUCAUAAAUAAUAACCGGAUCACCCGAAUAAAUCCCAACAUUGGAGAAUUCCUACCAAAGCUACACUCCUUGAUUCUUACAAACAACAGGCUUGUGAACUUGGUCGAAAUUGAUCCGCUUUCAUCCAUUCCAAAGUUGCAGUACCUUAGUUUACUGGAUAGUAACAUCACCAAAAAGCCAAAUUACCGCCUUUAUGUGAUUCACAAGCUAAAAUCACUUCGAGGAGGAGGAAGAAGCAGAGGAAAUGAAAGGGCUGAAGCAGCAAAUUUGUUUGCAACUAAAGAAGCUGAAGAGGAGGUGAAGAAGGUAGCUGCAAGAACCAUUACUCAGGAGGAGGUUCAGAAUGUGUCUGAUACUUCAGAAAAACAAGAGGGUCCAAAAGUUGUUGCCCCUACACCGGAGCAAAUCAUAGCUAUCAAGGCUGCAAUUGUUAACUCCCAGACGCUAGAAGAAGUUGCAAGACUUGAACAGGCUUUGAAGUCUGGUCAGCUUCCCGCAGAUCUGUUAAUUCCGGAUGAUAACCCUAAUUCGAUAAAAGGCACAGAAAAUGAAAAGCCCACUUCUGGUGAUCAAAGCAUGCCUGAUGCCCCAAAUGGGCAAAAAGAGAACGACGGGUCUGCUUUGAUGGAGGAAUAGAAAGCGUGGAUGUUGCUCCUCGAAAAAUCAGGGUUUACAACUGGCUCUGACAGCCUUUGUGGUUGCUGCGGUAAGAGAUUUUCUGUCACUUCUGUAGGAAGUUAGGAACAAUUUUUUUGGCUAUAGAGCAGAACCUGCAAACUGUUUUAAUGGAGUUUUUUCACCUUCACCUUCACGGUCGUGAUAUAAAUUUAAUAUGUGGGUUCAUAUCAAUGGAUGUGAAGAAGAAGAAGAACUGUUAGGUUUCAAUGUCUUGUCUACUUGUCUCUUAAAAGUGGCUGUUUUUAAAAUUAGGCGAUCACGACUUGAACGAGAGACAUUCGCAUGUUGUUUUUCCUGUCUUGUUGAAUUCAACAUAUAUGGAUUUUUUGCAAUAUAAAUUUGAUACGUCCCAA
This is a messenger RNA of Tarenaya hassleriana, 1316 nucleotides long. RefSeq names its product U2 small nuclear ribonucleoprotein A'-like. Gene Ontology annotation, molecular function: U2 snRNA binding; protein binding. Gene Ontology annotation, biological process: mRNA splicing, via spliceosome. NCBI's taxonomy places the organism in Eukaryota, Viridiplantae, Streptophyta, Magnoliopsida, Brassicales, Cleomaceae. The transcript has 8 exons. The record is from RefSeq and is a predicted model, not a curated record. The coding region runs from base 79 to 921 and encodes 280 amino acids.